Bactrocera tryoni is the source of this 444-nucleotide messenger RNA. Its product is annotated as holotricin-3-like. Lineage: Eukaryota; Metazoa; Arthropoda; Insecta; Diptera; Tephritidae. The record is from RefSeq and is a predicted model, not a curated record. The transcript has a single exon. Bases 25 to 444 code for a protein of 139 amino acids.
AUUUGUCGAAAAUAGUGUAAUAUAAUGAAAGUUCUAUUUGUUUUGGCGCUGUUGAUUGCAGCUGCUGCGUCUCUGCCACAAUUUGGUGGCUUCGGUGGCCCUGGAUUUGGUGGUGGAUUCGGCCGUCCUGGUUAUGGUGGCGGAUUUGGUCGUCCCGGAUUUGGUGGUCCUGGUUUCGGCGGAGGUCCCGGCUUUGGGGGCGGUCCAGGCUUUGGUGCCGGUCCAGGCUUUGGAGGCGGUCCAGGCUUUGGUGGUGGUCCAGGCUUUGGCGGUGGUCCCGGAUAUGGUGGUGGUUUCGGAGGUCCCGGUGGUUUCCGACGAGGUGGUGGUGGUGGUUCUGCUUCAUCAUCAGCAUCCGCAAGUUCUAGUUCGUCUGGUGGUGGCGGUAGAGGCGGUGCUUCGUCUUCAGCUUCAGCAUCUUCGUCUUCAUCGUCCUUCGGCUAA